GUCCUCAGUUGGUCGAGCGCAGGAAAGAAGGGGUAUAGAAGGGUUUCCUUUUUAGCAGCCCUUCUGGGCUUGUAUUCAAGUAACAUGAGGUACUUGCAUUGAGGAAUCUGCGAAAGCAACAGCACUAGCAAGAGUUUUUGAACGACCUUGACAAACAGGAUCACCGAGCCUCCCAUCAUGGGGGACUCUCAGGAGAACACUGCGGCCAUGUUGGAGGAGCAGACCGCCAUGCUCGAGGAGGCCCUGGCGGGGUGGCAGGUGGCAGAAGAGAAGGCCAAGGAGUUCAGCAAGCAGCUGGAAGAAGCGCUCGCUCAGGUCGCUGCCAAAGAGGAAGAAGCUGCCGGUCACGCCAAGGUGGCAGAGGAUGCCGUCACAGGCUGGGAGGAAGCAGAGGCAAAGGCCGCUGCUCUUGAGGAAGACCUACAGAGGCUGCUCGAAGAUGAAGAGAAGGCAAAGCGCGAGAGGGACGCAGCUCUGCAGCAAGUGAGGGAGGCCCAAGACAAAGAGGCCAAGCUGAGGGCGGAGAUCGAGCAGCACAAGAAGAAAGACGCGAGCUUGAGGGAGCAACUGAGCCAGCUGCAGUCCCAGCUGGCACAAAAGGAGAACGCAGACCCCCGGCAGAACAACGGUGCGAUCGAAGAGCUGAAGAAACAGACGGCAGCCAAGGUUAAGGCGCUGAGCAAUCAGCUGACGGAGGCCAACCGCGAGCUCGACGCCAUUGCCAAGCGGCUGGAGAAACGCUCGACGACGCUGAUCGACGCGGAGGGGAAGCGCAAGGACGCUGUGGCCUUGGUCAAGGGCCUCCAGAAGAAGAACCUGCUGGCGACCAACGACCUCCAGGAGCUUACAAGUUUGUCGGACAACCUGAAGUCCGGGUCGGAAGACACCGACUUCCGCCUCCAUGCGGCCGCCAAGAAGCUCGCGAGCGUCGUCGAAGCAUCGCGCGGCGGCGAGGCGUCGCUCCGCGGCAGCUUCGAGGCUCCGAAGUCGCCCGAAACGCCCGAUGACGAGCGCAACGAUGUCGUCGCGUCGCCCCUCAAAAAGGCGCGCAAGAUCUCGAUCGCGGCGCUCGAGUCCGCCGAGGGAUCCCUCCAGGAUGCGAUCGCCGCGCGCGCGGGCGCGGUCGCCGAGGCCGAAGGGUUACGGAUCUCGGUUAAGAAGGCGGAGGCGGAGGUCGGGAAGUUGCGCAAGGCGCUCGUGAGAAAGGCGCUCCAAGAGGGAGAUCAACCGGGCAAACGGGGCCCGGGGUUAGCGGGCUUAACCGACGAAGCGAUGACUGCGCUCGCGGAGGCGAAGGCCGAGGCGGAGGCGCGGUUGGCCGGGCUGGUUAAGGAGAAGGCGGAGGUUGAGGCGCGGUUAGCGUUUGCUAACCAGGAGAAGAGGGCGCUGGACGCGGAGCUGGGGCAGACGAAACUAGAGCGGGAGUACCGGCAGAGCAAGCUGGCGGAGGCGGACGGGCAGAUCGCAGAGCUGGAAGCCAACCUCGCCACCAUCAUAAAGGAGAAGCAGGUUGCUGACGCGAAGCUUGAGGCCAUCGAGGGCGGCAACGAAGCGUUCCAAUCCACCAGCGCCGAGCUCGCUUCGACAAAGGAAGAGAACGCCGAACUCGCGGCGAAGCUCGCGGAAAAGAGUGCGAAGGUUGCGGAGCUCGACAGUAACCUGGCCCAAGCGACGAUGCGCCUCGCGCAUCUGAACGGGGAACUGGCGCUGCUGGGCGGGAAGAACGCGGAGCUGAGCGCGAAGCUGGCGUCGGGGAGCAAGGACAAGGGGGCGGAGCUGGCAAUCAAAACCGCGGCCCUGAAGCAGAAGGACACCGAACUUCACGACAAAGAAGUCGAGGUCGCACGCCGCGAUGCGGAGCUGAUGGCGCUCCGCAAGGAGCGCGAAGACCUGGCAUCCAAGGCCGCAGACGCGACCAAGCGCGCCGCAGAACUAGACGUGGCGGCCGCCGAGAGCGGCAAGCGCAUUGCGGACCUGGACCAGGAGCUCGCGGCCGCUAUCAAGAGGGUGUCGGAUCUCGACGCCGAUUUGGGCGCAACCAAGGAGCAGAUGCAUGCCCUCGAGUCCGAGCUCGCAUCCUCCAAGAAGCGUUCCGCCGACACGGAGCAACAGCUCGCCGCGGCGCAGAAGGCCCACGCUGACGUCAGCGCUGAGCUGGCGGCUGCGAAGAAGGCGUCGAACGAGGCCGCGGCGCAGCUGGCGGGCGCGCGCGCCGAGCUGGACUCAUUCAAGAAAACGGUGAUGGAGAAAGACAGCGAGAAGAUGAGCGCUCACGAAAAGCUGGCGAAACUGGAGAGCGAUCUGAUGGGCGCUAGCCUAAGGAUCUCGCAGUUGAGUAAUGAGGCGGCGGUCUCGGACGAACGGCUCGGGGAAGUCUCCCGGGCGCUGGACGGCGCACGGAAGCGUGUGACCGAGUUGGAAAGUGCGUUGGCCGAGGAAGAGAGGAAGGGCUCCGGGGCGAAGCGCGAACUAGAACGGGUACAGAAGGUGCUCGAGGAGCAGGGGGCGAGGGAUACUGAUUCUAAGAAGCGACUCGGGGAGGAGAAAGAGAGGGUUGCCGCGCUUGAGAAGAAGAACGGCGAAGCAGAGAAGGCCGCUCAGGAGGCGAAGCGGGAACUAGAACGGGUGCAGAAGGCGCUCGAGGAGCAGGGGGCGAGGGAUACCGAUUCUAAGAAGCGGCUCGAGGAGGCACGGGAGAAGGUUGCCGCGCUUGAGAAGAAGAACGGCGAAGCGGAGAGGGCAGCUGAAGACGCGAGAAAGGAAGUUGCUGCGAUGAAGGAGAAGGUGGCGGCUUCUGAGAAGGCGCUGGGAGAAGCGAGGAAGGAGGUUGACGGGUUAAGGAAGGAAACGGACGGGGUCAAAAAGGGGUUAGAGGACAAGGAGGGCGCGGUUGCCGGGGCGCAGAAGCGGGUUACGGAACUGGAGAGUGCGCUUGCAGGGCUGUCCGAAGAGAAGGACGCUCUGGAAUCGGACGUCCAAAACUUGAAGCAGAAGAAGAGCAAGAUGGAGAAGGAAAUGGCGCAGGCAUUGUCGAAGAUCUCGGAGCUGGAGACCCGCGUGGAUUCGGCGGCAAAGGAGAAAGAGGCCAUCCGUGAGGAGCUUAAGGGGGUGCAGACCGAGAGAGACGAGCUCGUUUCUAAAUUGGAGAAGACGGCCGGGGAUCUGGAGAAGGCGAAGAAGAAGGCGGCGCAGGCGGCCAAGGAAAGAGAAGCUCUUGCCGAGGAACUGAGGGGAGUGGAAAGUGAACGGGACGAAGCGGUGUCAAAAGCGGAGAAGGUUGCGUCGGAGGCGAACCAAGCGAAGAAGAAGUCGCUCGCGGCGCUGAAUGAGAAAGAGGACGAGCUGGCCGCCGUCCAAAGCGACAAGGAAGAGGCCCUUUCUAAACUGGAGCGCUUGGGGGCGGAGCUCGCCGCGACCAAGAAGAAGCUGCAGAAGGAGAAAGAGGUCGUCGCCGAGCAGCUGCGGCUGCUGGAAACGGAGAAGGAGGACACCGUUUCUAAACUGGCGGCGGAUCUGGCGGAGUUCAAGAAGGUGGUCAAGGCGAAAGACCACGAAGUGCAGCAGACGAACUCGAAGCUGGCGCACACGUCGCGCGAGCUGACCGAUUUUAAGAAGAAGUACGAGGAGGCGGCUAAGGACCAGAGGGCCGCGGCGGAGGUCGUGGAGCUCAGUUCUAAACUGGCGGCCGCGAACAUCGAGCGCGAGGGCCUGUCCGCGGAGCUCAUCUCGGCACAGGAAGAACAGAAAGAGCUGCUGCAACAGGUGCUUGCGCUGCAAAAGGAGAGCGAGAAGGCGCGCGACGCGGGCGCAAAAGCAGAGAAGGCGCGCGCACGUGUGCAGGAGGAACUAGACGCGGGACUCGAGGCGCAGAAAGCGAUUGAAGCGGAGAAGGCGAAGCUGCGCAAGGAGGGGGAGGAGAUGAAGGCGGCGCUCGAGCGGAUCCGCGGGGAGCGGCGCGCUCUGCAGAAGCAACUAGAGGCGGCGGCGAAAGAGGCGGAGGAGAGGACGGCGAGCCGGCCCAAGGCCGCUGCCGGUGUGCAGACCGAUGCCCCGCUGGACUACGAGGAGCUCGCUGCGAUGCGCGACGAAGUCGUCCAAAUGGAGCAAGAGCUGCUCGCCGUCAAGGAGAUGAUGCAAGCCAAGAUGAUCUCGCUGGACGAGCGUGAGCACCAACUAGGCGAGCGAGAACGGGCGACCCAGGCCAAAGAAGCCGCGAUCGUGACCGGAAAGGACGCGCUCGCUGCGGCCCAAAAGCAGCACCGCGCCGAGCUGCGCAAGGGCGGGGAAACCAACGCGGGCGACACGAUCCGCGUACUCAGGGUCGAGUUAGCGGAGGUAACCGAGCGGCUUAACCAAACCCGGAAGCAACUAGAUACGGCGGAGAACCGUUGCGAGGAGCUGGCGAAGGAACUCCGCAACAAGGCCCAGGAGAACUCGAGACUCGCCGCGGAGAUUGCGGCGGUUAAGAUAACCAAGAUUGGUUUAAGCGAGGAGGGUUUGGUAACCCCGCGGAAGGGGAUUCCGCCGUUGGCGGCGGAGCGCAGCGGGGGGAGAGUGCUACAGGUGGCGUCGCUCUCGCAGGCGUUGGAGGAGGCGCAGAGAUGGGCCUCCCAAGCCGAGGACAGCCUUCGCAUGCGCGAGCAAGCAGUCGCCGAGGCAGAGGAGGUGCGCAUGAGCCUGGAGCGGCGCGUGAAGGACGCGGAAACUAGGAUGGCGGAAAUGGGCGCCAGCCUGGAGAGGAAGGCGACCGAGGCGGCGCAGCUGCGGCAGGAGCUCGACGAGGAGCGCGAGGAGCGGGGUAGGCUGGAGGAGGAUCUCGAGGCGCUCCAAGAUGAGGCGGCCGCCAGCGACGCCGCCGCAAUCGCGCAGCUCGCCGAGUCGGGCGCGCAGAUCCAGUCGCUCACCGACGCCAAGACGCGCACCGAAGAACGCCUGUCGGCGCUCAUGCGCGAGCGCGCCGAACUCGACGUCAAACUGGCGCUCCUGAAGCGUUCCAAGGAGGACGCCGAUGCGCAGCUGAAGAACGCGCGGGCCGCGAUCGUGCAGCUCGAAGCGAAGCUGACGUCAGAGGAGGGCCGCUCGGCGGACCUCGAGGCGCAGCUGACGUCAGCGGGCGAGCGGGAGAGGAGACUGGGCGAGGAACUAGCGGCGGGUGAAAAGGAGAUCGGGGAACUGACGCAGAGGGUCGGGGCGUUGGAAGGCGAGAAGCAGGGGCUUGAGGUUUUGGCGGAGAAUCUGACGGGAGACCUCGAGGAGUCGCGCGAUGAGACGGCGCAGCUCAAGAACGAACGAGAGGAUAUGAAGAUUGAGUUAGCGCAGGUUAAGGCUAACAGCGCGGAGUUAGCGCGGGACCUUGCAGACACCAACGACGAUCUCACCGACACUGAGAAUAGGCUCGCUAAGAGCGACGAGGACCGGAACAAGGCCUGGGAGGAAGUCGAGCGGCUAACCGGGGUCAAGGAGGAGCUUAAUCAGCGGUUGAGCAUGUUCACCGGGGAGAUCCGUAACCUGAACGAGCGCCUCUCGGAGGUUAUCGCCGAAGUCGCGGAUCUUCACAAGAAGCUCGGCGCGCUACGGAGCGAGAAGCACGAAGCGGAGCAGUCGUCGGUGCAGGCCAAGGCCGCGGCGGCGGAACUGGAGCUGCAACUAGCGGCGGCGCAGAAACGCGUGGCCGAGCUCACGUCGAAACUGUCGGCAUCCGAGCAGAGCAACCGCGAGGUUUCGUCGCUUCUCGCGGAAACCAAGGCCCAGAAGAAGGAGGUUGAAAGCGAGUUGAAGGAGACUCGCAGCGUGGUGGCGCAACUGGGUAACGAGCUGACGGGGGUUAGGAACGAGGUUAAGGCGCGCGGGGCGGAGCUGGCCGCGGUUAAGGAGAAGAUGGCGGCCAAGGUUAAGGAGGGCGAGGAGCGGGUUAGCAAGCUCAAGGGCGAACUGAGCGACGUGGUGCAGCGGGGCACGGAACUGGACAAGAAGUUCGGACAGGCCCUGCAGGGCCUCGCCCAGCGCGACCAGGCGCUCCUGACCGCCAGCGAGGAGCAGCGGGCCCUGUUGUCGGAGGUGGACACCCACAAAGGCGACGUCGCCAGGCUGGAGCACGAGCUGAACAGGGCCCUCGCGGACGCGUCCGAAACGUCGGCCAAGCUGUACAAAGCGUCCGCAAAGCUGGCGGAGACGGAGGCGGCGCUCGCGGAGAUCAAGGAAGAGAAGGAGGGGCUGGAGACGGGGCUGAGCGCAGUGCAGCAAGAGAAGGCGGACGUGCAGGUCCAACUGGCCCAGUCCAGCCGCGAGUGCGCGGAACUCACCGCCGCGCUCGAGGCCGCCCAGCACGAGCGCGCGCGCGUCGCCGCUGAGCUGAACAAGCUGAGCGCGGACCGUGAUGACAUCAGCGCGCUGCUCGCGGCGUCGACGGGCGAGGUGGCCGCGCUCAACACGAAGCUGGCGGAAUCCGCCGGAGAGAGCGCAAUUCUGAGCGGAAAGGUCGCGACGCUGAGCGCGGAGAUCGGGGAGCUGCGGUCCAAGCUGGCGGGCGCAUCCAACGCCAGGCUCGGCAACGACGCUCGCAUGGCCGCCACGUCAGCCCGCAGCUCGGACCUGUUUGCCAAGCUGGCGUCCGCGGACAGCCGCGUGGCGGAGCUCGAGGCGCGCCUGGCGGCCGUGGCGCAGCAACUAGAGGCGGAGCGCAGCGGCCACUCCAAGAGCGUCGAGCAGCUGCAGCAGCACGUCAGGAACGUGCGCGAGAGGGCCCAGCACGUGGAGAAGGAGCUGAAGGCCAAGGAGUCGCAGCUGCAGAGCGCGCUUGACGUCAGCCGCUGGGCCGCGCAGUCCGUGGAGUCCCUUCGCGAGGAGCUGACCGCCGUGCUCAGCCGCCGGACGCCCGACGACCCACUCGCGUCCGGCGACCAGGAGGUCCGCGAGAUGACCGAAAAAGUCAUCGCCAUGCAGCAAAAGAUGGAGAAGGAGCUGUCGUGGCACAAGACGGCGCUCGAGAACGCGCAGCGGUACCUGGACGGCGGCGAGAAGGCGGCCGGGGAACAGAGCGGCAUGGACGCGCUGCGCAAGGACCUCGCCGAGAAAGUCUGCCAGCUGAACCCCAUCUUCACCAGGGAAGCCCAGAUGGCGGAGGCGCAGUCCCAGAUCCACUCCCUAGGGGAGCAGCUGGUCGCCCUUGCGGCCCAUGGCGGCAUGGACGACGCGCCCAUUGAGCAGCGACCACGGAACCCCCGCCUCUCGGUGGACGGCUCCGAGUCCGUCAGCAGCAGCCUACCGGUCCGGAGGCUCCGCCCGGUAGAAGGCCCCGGGGCAGAGAAAGAAGGCGAUGAGGUGUGGGAGGAUGCCCCCGAGAGGCAGUGGGGGGAUCCCCCGAGGAAGGUCCUCGGGGAGAAGCCCCUGGCAGAGAAGUCGACCAAUCUGCCUGCGGAGAAGAGGGGGGCCGGGUACCCGGGGGACAACCCCGGGGACCAACCGGGGAACGACGCGUGGCAAGGGAUGAUGUGGGGCAAGCCUCACCGCUCGCAAGCGGGCAAGGAUCACGGGGCUCCAUACCCCUCCCCCGGUUACGCCCCCGAGUCUCCGGCCACUGUGCUUCCGAGGCGCCAGCUGUUGAGGGAUCUGACCAAGAAGGGGGGGGAGAAGGGGGCCGACGCAGAGACCCCCCAGAUGUUUACGCGGCGCAUGGCGAGGGCGCGCGGUGAGAAAGGGGCGGACAUGUCGAACGUGAGCCUCGGCAAGUUCCUGGCGAAGGCGACGUCGCCCGCUAAUAGCCCGACAAAGCCGGGCCAAACUGCCAAGUGAAGAUUUGAAUCACAAUCGUAUGGGUGAACAUGGGUGUGCUUGGAAUUGCAUUGGGUGGUCCGGUGGAGUAGAGUAGGUUACGCGAGUAGGACCGUAUUUCUCGACGGACAAUUGUUACCGCACUGCUUUAGGUAGGGUUGUGGCUGAAACACAGAGUAUGCUUCAAUAGGUUGUAGCUUCGUUUUGCCCAUUGAGCGGGAUACCCAACCCAAAAGUGCCGCCCAAGUCGACAGAAUUGUUGGAGGCCUUGGUGCAACUUACUACUGGUGAUGUCAGACCGGCUUACACUUCCAUUUCAACCCAAGUCCUUGUAUACUUGGGUGAUUGCAUCACUGAUUG
Molecule: messenger RNA, 8130 nt
Organism: Klebsormidium nitens
Lineage: Eukaryota; Viridiplantae; Streptophyta; Klebsormidiophyceae; Klebsormidiales; Klebsormidiaceae
Source: the annotation of a GenBank genome assembly